CAAAGUACAAGGCAAUAUCGAAGACUUUCAACUUCAAAGCUACCGCAUUUUCGUUUACAAAACCAUGGCGGGAUCCAACCCUCCAUCUGACGGCGUUCUCAUAGACGACCAGAAGCGAGGAGUAGCGGACGCACAAGUGCCAACCCACACAUACGUACCGAACCAAGGAUAUGUAGUGGACAGUAAUAAUGGCACGGGGCAUCAGCGGAGACUAGCACUGGGUCGAUUCAUUCAAGAAGAUGACGAGGAUGAGGAGGAAGAAGAAUACUACGACGAUGCCGACCUAGACGACGACGACAGACUCGCUGACCCGGAUGAUCUCGCCUCUGCGAACCCUUCAGAUCUCACCAAAUCAUAUAAUCGUCAAAGACGCCUCGACGACGCCAUCGCCAACCCGAGCGUACCGUCAUGGCAAUACCCCAAGACGAACCCUCAAAAGUCGUCCCGACCCGACAUGGGCGAACUCGGGUACGGCAUGAAAAAGCUCAAGAUCGAAGGUCCGGAAUCGCUGCCGACGGGCCCAUCCAAGGGCAAAGACAAAUCUGACCGGGCCACGUCCGAACAGGUCCUGGAUCCCAAGACACGGCGAAUCUUGUUCCAGAUGAUCAACUCGGGUAUCGUCUCUGAGAUCAACGGCACCAUCUCUACGGGUAAAGAAGCGAACGUGUACCAUGCCGUCGCUGCCUCGGACGACCCAGACUCCCAGCCAGACACGCACGUGGCGAUCAAAGUCUACAAAACCAGUAUUCUCGUCUUCAAGGAUCGUGAAAAGUAUGUGACCGGUGAAUUCCGAUUCCGAAAGGGUUUCAACAAGAGCGACAACCGCGCCAUGGUCAAACUCUGGGCCGAGAAAGAAAUGCGGAACCUCAAACGGAUCCACGCCGCGGGGAUCCCGUGCCCCGAGCCGUUGUACCUACGCAGACACGUUCUGGGGAUGAGCUUCGUUGGGGACUCCAAAGGCAAAGCUGCGCCGAGACUAAAAGACGUCGAAUUCGAGGAUGAGAAUCCCGUGGCCCGGUGGCGCGACGUUUAUCUCGAUGUACUCGGCUACAUGAGAAUCAUGUUGCAGGUGUGCAAGCUAGUGCAUGCCGACCUGAGCGAGUACAACAUGUUGUACCACGAGGGCAAACCGUGGGUGAUUGACGUGAGUCAGAGCGUCGAGGGUGAUCAUCCCAGGAGUCUGGACUUUUUGAGAAUGGACAUCAAGAAUGUCAACGACUUUUUCAGAAGACAGGGCGUGAGCGUGCUGAAUGACAGAAAAGUCUACGAGUUCAUCACGAACCACACGAAGAGCGAGGAUGACGUACAGAUGGAAGUGAUGAGGAGGGAUCUCGAUCGUAUCAUGGCCGAGAGAAAGGAGGAUGAUGAGGACGACGAGGUGGAGAACGAAGUCUUUAGGAAACAGUAUAUCCCUCAAACACUGGACGAGGUGUACGAUGCCGAAAAGGAUGCGGAGACGAUGAAGACGGCCGGUAGGGAUGCCUUGGUGUACAAAGAUUUGCUCGCGCCGAACAAGGUUGAGGUGCAGAAAGAAUCGGCGUCGUCGUCGUCGUCUUCGUCGUCGGCAGAUGAUGAUCAGGACGAGAAUUUUGGUGCUCCUCUACAAAGAGUAGAGUCGCAUUCUCAAGACGGGUCUGGUGAUGGUGAUGAUGCUGAUGAUGACGACGGCGAGCACUCGAAUGCCGAGUCCGGUAGUCUGUCUGAAGAAAACGGCCGGCCACGAGGAAAACGGUUCCAGGACAAGGACGAGAAGAGGGAACACAAGCGCAAAGUGAAGGAGGAGAAACGGGAGAAGAGGGCGACCAAGAUGCCGAAGAACGUCAAGAAGAGAUUGGUCAAGGAGUCCACGAAACGACGUUGAUUCAAACAACCGGGCCAAUUUUUGUUCUUUACUUUUCGAGAGAGCCACGGGGUUCAAGACGCGGGCAGCCGAAUUUUUUUGGCCUGGGUACGAAGCAAAACACUUGGACCAUCAGAGGUCGGGUACCUACAAUUCAACACGCUACGACGAAUUGUACAUAUUCAGUCACGCAUACCAGCCCCCAAGAUCGUCGAUAGUGGCUCAAGGAGUCGAGAUUGCCCACAGCAGCACCGAAGACACCCAAGCUUUUGUAGUGUGGUGGUUUUCUUUGCGCCACCCAUCUCCACAUCAUGAAAGCAACUGAGAGAGGCAGGCAACCUCCGUUCAACCUCCGUCGUCGCAAUUACUAUAGGUGGUCCAAUACAUCUCUCAUCGCCCUUUACUAAAUCUCCUUGCGGCCUCCUCGACCGUCCGCCUGGGUAUAUCGGGUACACUGGCUUCAAACCCUUCGUCGACCCUGUUGAUCUCGAACCGUGGCGGCAAGUCAUUCACGCCGUGCCAGAUAUCUCCCGGCAAGAACUCGCCCAUAUUUUCUCGAAACUUGACACGUAACUGCCGAUCAGACUCGUACAGCUGGUCGAGUUGACUAUGAGCUUGGACGACGACGCGUUCCAUGGCCUUCUUCGCCGCUCUGCGCCGGUCCACUUCGACAAUCAGGCCGUCGUAGGCGUGUAGGAAGUUGGUGUAGUAGCUGCAUAAUUCUUCCAUUCCGCCUA
This is a messenger RNA of Exophiala oligosperma, 2577 nucleotides long. RefSeq lists its product as uncharacterized. Gene Ontology annotation, biological process: maturation of SSU-rRNA. Bases 65 to 1861 code for a protein of 598 amino acids. The transcript is spliced from 2 exons. Lineage: Eukaryota; Fungi; Ascomycota; Eurotiomycetes; Chaetothyriales; Herpotrichiellaceae. Gene Ontology annotation, molecular function: ATP binding; protein serine/threonine kinase activity. The record is from RefSeq and is a predicted model, not a curated record. Gene Ontology annotation, cellular component: preribosome, small subunit precursor; cytosol.